Messenger RNA from Polistes canadensis, 1612 nucleotides. RefSeq names its product lysosomal aspartic protease (gene cathD). Gene Ontology annotation, biological process: cell death; proteolysis. Gene Ontology annotation, cellular component: lysosome. The record is from RefSeq and is a predicted model, not a curated record. Gene Ontology annotation, molecular function: aspartic-type endopeptidase activity. The transcript is spliced from 8 exons. The coding region runs from base 131 to 1282 and encodes 383 amino acids. NCBI's taxonomy places the organism in Eukaryota, Metazoa, Arthropoda, Insecta, Hymenoptera, Vespidae.
UUAAAUCUAAUAGUCCAGUUAGUUGCGAUCGUUCAAGGAGUCAACAGUAUAUAAAGAAUAUUGAUUAGUAACAUCGAAUUGCGUAGUUGAAGUGAUUUCUAUCUGUCAAAUUUAAUUACAUAUUGAAAAGAUGCAUUGUAUUUUUUUGUAUCUUUCUGUUCUGUUAGUGCUUGCCAAUGCAGAUUUAGUAAGAAUCCCUUUGUACAAGAUACCAACCGUGAGAUCUACACUAAAAGAAUAUGAUACGGAAUUGCACAAAGUACAGCUUAAAUACGGUGAUAUGACACCGGAACCUUUAUCUAAUUAUCUUGAUGCUCAAUAUUAUGGUGUCAUUAGUAUUGGUUCGCCACCGCAAGAUUUUAGUGUUGUUUUUGAUACGGGUUCCUCAAAUUUAUGGGUUCCAUCCAAAAAAUGCCAUGUAACGAAUAUUGCUUGCCUUUUACAUCACAAAUACGAUAGCAGUAAAUCAUCCUCUUAUAAACAAAAUGGUACUGAGUUUGCAAUUCGAUAUGGCUCGGGUAGUCUUUCUGGAUUCCUAUCUGUUGAUAAAGUAUCAAUCGCAGGAGCAGAAAUCAAAGAUCAAAUGUUUGCAGAAGCUAUGAGCGAACCUGGACUUGCCUUUGUCGCUGCUAAAUUUGAUGGGAUAUUAGGAAUGGCAUAUUCUAAAAUAGCUGUAGAUGGUGUAACGCCUGCUUUUUAUAAUAUGGUUAAACAAGGCAUCAUACCACAGGCCAUUUUUAGUUUCUACUUAAACAGAGAUCCUUCGGCAUCAGUAGGUGGAGAAAUGAUAUUGGGAGGUUCCGAUCCAAAUCAUUAUGAAGGUAGUUUUACAUAUGUUCCUGUGGAUCGCAAAGCAUACUGGCAAUUUAGAAUGGAUAGAGUUGAAGUUGGCAACAACGUAUUUUGUAAAGAUGGUUGUGAAGCUAUUGCAGAUACUGGUACUUCAUUAAUAGCAGGACCAACAGAAGAAAUUAAAGCAAUAAAUAAAGAAAUUGGUGCAACACCAAUUAUAGCAGGAGAGGCAAUGGUUGACUGUAACUCUAUCGACCAUUUACCUGUAAUCAAUUUUGUGCUUGGUGGACGUUCCUUCUCUUUGUCUGGUAAAGACUAUGUUUUAAAGGUGACACAAUUCGGUAAAACUAUUUGUUUGAGUGGAUUUAUGGGUAUUGAUAUUCCUCCACCAAAUGGGCCCUUAUGGAUCCUUGGUGAUGUAUUCAUUGGACGUUAUUAUACUGAAUUCGAUAUGGAAAAUGAUCGUGUAGGGUUCGCAGUUGCUAAGUAAAAGCAAUUAAAACUUUUUGCUAAAUAUAAAAGUAAUAUUACGAUAAAAUAUGCAUUAAAUUGGAUAAAAUACAUAUGGAUAUUAUAUAGUUUGUUUAUUGGACAUUAUUUUAUCUUAUAACGAUCAUAAUUUCAUUAAAAAACAUGUUGCUAUUCACUCUAUGUGUAUAUAUGUACCUACAUUUAAACAGAGUACAUGUAAUAAUUAUAAAAAAUUAUAAACAUUCAAAUAUACUUUCAUUUAAAUUAAGAUCUAUUAGAAUUAUGUUAUCUUCUACUUCUGUUUUUCGUUUUACUCUCAGGUAUAUAAAACGUGAUACACUAAAAUAAA